GCAUAUAUUAAUUUAUUGUAUAAUUCACAUAUCAAAUUACGAUUUUAUAUCGGUAACAGAAGUAUACUAUAAUCUCGUAUAGAGUUUGACGAUUUUUUAAUUAGAAACAUACCUUUAUAAUAUAUUCAUAUACAUUUGCGGCGCAUGCGCGAAAAAUUCGGCUCGCUUUCCAACACUGGUAUAUAAGAGUUAUAAUACAGGUUAUAGAGUUCAUCGAGUUCAACGAUCAAUCUUAUUCAUUGAGGUUAUAACUAAAAUGUUUGGAAUAUAAUUCAAUUUGAUUAUAUGUAAUUUUUUUAUGUGGUUUAUACUAUAAACAUAAAAUCGCACAAGAUGAUCUUAUUAAGAAGCUUUAUAAACUUUAUUGUGCCUUUUCUAAUCUUAGUUACUAAUAUAACCAGUGAAGAGACUACAGAAGAAAUUGUAACACAAGCAAUUGUCAAAGAUGCUGAACAAGAAAGUGAACAAGUACAUACAAGUGAAGAAAAAGAUUCUGUAAAAAUAAAUGCUGAACUGGCAGUAAAUGCCACUAAUACGAUCUCAACUAACAAUAUUACAAAAAUUAAUUGUUCAUUAGAGAAGAUAUAUGGUCCUGUUGAGAUUGUUAAUGCAACAAGGCUUAUGGAAUUAUUAAUCUUAGAACCUGGUCCAUCUAAUCGUUCAAGAAAUGACAAAGAUGGCAAACAAUUACCAGGAACAUGUGUUUUAGUAUUAUUUUAUGCUAGAUGGUGCAUAUUCAGCAGUCAUGCUGCACCGCAUUUUAAUGCCAUACCACGCUCCUUUCCUCAUAUAAAAGCUGUAGCCAUUGAUGCUAUAAAACAUCAAAGCUUCAAUGCUCAAUAUGGAAUAGUUGGGGUACCAACAUUGAUGCUAGUUCACAAUGGCAAGCCUGUCGCCAAAUUCAAUGACACUGUUUAUACCCUGGAAUUGUUUGCUAAAUUUGUGUCUCAUCUAACAAAUCUGCAACCAAAUGGUUCAUUGUAUGUUACAUCGGCAGAUUUCAAGGGACCGGUAGCAAAUACACCUUCCAAUGAAGUGGACUAUUGUCUAGUGUUAUCAUGGAUCUUCAUAAUUGCUUGCGUGUUGUACUUUACGUCGCGCAGCAGAUGGUGGCAACAAUUUGUCGAGCUUAUUCAGAAUACUUGGCGUGAGAGUAAUGCACAGCACGAACAUGUCGAUUAAAUAUAAGAUUUUAUUACUAUUAAGUUAUCAAGUUAUUUAUUCAGGAACUUUGUAAAUAUGGUGUGUAUAUAAUACAAAUAUAUUUAUAUAGAGAGAAAGAGAAA
Messenger RNA from Camponotus floridanus (Florida carpenter ant), 1286 nucleotides. RefSeq names its product thioredoxin domain-containing protein 15 (gene bug). Lineage: Eukaryota; Metazoa; Arthropoda; Insecta; Hymenoptera; Formicidae. Gene Ontology annotation, biological process: cilium assembly. Bases 334 to 1182 code for a protein of 282 amino acids. Gene Ontology annotation, cellular component: cilium. The transcript has 4 exons. The record is from RefSeq and is a predicted model, not a curated record.